Messenger RNA from Notolabrus celidotus (New Zealand spotty), 566 nucleotides. RefSeq names its product cytochrome c oxidase subunit 7A2, mitochondrial. Gene Ontology annotation, biological process: regulation of oxidative phosphorylation; mitochondrial respirasome assembly; mitochondrial electron transport, cytochrome c to oxygen. The record is from RefSeq and is a predicted model, not a curated record. Bases 105 to 356 code for a protein of 83 amino acids. Lineage: Eukaryota; Metazoa; Chordata; Actinopteri; Labriformes; Labridae. The transcript has 4 exons.
GCAGCAGAGGGAGCUGCGUCCUUUUCACAUCUCCUUUUAUACCCACGAAGAAGAAGAAUCCGGAAGUAGAGUUUUGUCCUUGUGUGACUGAGCGGACCGUCAGGAUGAACAGACACAUAUUUGCUCUCCAGCAGGUGGCGCGGCGGACCAUCUCCAGCUCGGCCCGCAGACAGGUGGACAACAAAGUCCCCCAGAAACAGAAACUGUUCCAGGAGGAUAACGGCAUGCCGGUUCACCUAAAAGGAGGCGGAGUCGACGCUCUGCUGUACAGGACAACGAUGGCGCUCACCGUCCUGGGAGCCGGAUACGUCGUGUACGAGCUGGUGAAAGCAGCGUUCCCUAAGAAGAGAGACUAACUCCUCCUCCUCUUCUUCCUCUUCCUCCUCUGCAGCCGUUUACUUCACUCUGACCCGGCCAGCCGCUCUAUAUUGUAAAAAAGAGAACUCCUCUGUAUGUUACCGUCACGCUGGGAUAUUGUUUCAUGUUCAUGGGAUCAAUAUUUAUUUUUCUUGUACUCUCUGAUGAUGACCUGAGGAUCAAUAAAAACAGCCUCUCAUGACCAAAAC